Rhincodon typus (whale shark) is the source of this 1149-nucleotide messenger RNA. It is a transcript of the gene opn6a, whose product is annotated as opsin 6, group member a. The record is from RefSeq and is a predicted model, not a curated record. Lineage: Eukaryota; Metazoa; Chordata; Chondrichthyes; Orectolobiformes; Rhincodontidae. Gene Ontology annotation, molecular function: G protein-coupled receptor activity. The coding region runs from base 1 to 1149 and encodes 382 amino acids. The transcript has 6 exons. Gene Ontology annotation, cellular component: membrane. Gene Ontology annotation, biological process: G protein-coupled receptor signaling pathway.
AUGGCUUUUCGUAGCCUGUCCAAUAGUCUGUGGAGGAACCAGAACAGCAGCUUCUACCCAAAGGAGACCAUUGUCUCGGAACACGGGGAGACUGUAAUUGGCAUCUACCUGCUAACUCUCGGCUGGUUCUCCUGGUUUGGAAACAGCAUGGUGAUAUUUGUGCUGUGCAGGCAGAGAGCAACACUACAGGCAACAGAUUAUUUAACCUUUAACCUGGCUGUAUCAGAUGCCAGUAUCUCUCUGUUUGGAUACUCCCGUGGGAUCAUAGAGAUUUUCAAUAUAUUUCGAGAUGAUGGGUUUCUGAUUACAUCAAUAUGGACCUGUCAGAUUGAUGGUUUUCUCACACUGCUCUUUGGUCUGUCCAGUAUUAACACCCUCACAGUGAUCAGCAUCAUAAGAUAUAUUAAAGGCUGUCACCCAUACAAAGCUCACUAUAUUAACAGACAGAACGUAAACCUGUUGAUGACACUGAUAUGGGCCACUGCUCUCUUCUGGUCAGCAUCCCCUUUGUUUGGAUGGGGAAGUUACAAAGACCAGAUGUAUGGGACAUGUGAGAUUGACUGGGGCAGAGCAGUGUUCUCCACUGUCUACAAAUCCUACAUUGUUUCCAUCUUUGUCUGUUGCUUCUUCCUGCCAAUGUCCAUCAUGCUCUUCUCGUAUAUAUCCAUCAUCAACACCAUCAAGUCAAACCGGGCGCUGGCAGGAGCAGAGGUCCAGGGAGACCGCCAAAGGAAACUGGAGAGGGAUGUAACCCGGGUUUCAAUGGUGAUCUGCACUGCAUUCAUUAUUGCCUGGUCACCAUACGCAGUGAUCUCCAUGUGGUCAGCGAGUGGACACCAAGUCCCAAAGCUUACCAGCCUGCUCGCCAGCCUCUUCGCCAAGUCUGCCAGCUUCUACAAUCCCAUCAUCUACUUUGGAAUGAACUCCAAGUUCCGCCGGGAUGUCAUGACGCUCCUAUUUUGUGUUAGUGACAAGGACAACGUGAAGCUCAAACGGAUCAAGGGGUGUUCAGAGAGGGGCCUGGAACGUGAGGCAGAUGUGCUGAGGGACAGCCCCAACUCCGGGCUGGAGAGCCCAGAUAAUGAGUGCCAGGGAUCAUCGUACUUCCCCAACUGUGAGAAUUCAGGUUAUGAAUGUGACAGACUCUAG